Chaetura pelagica (chimney swift) is the source of this 1215-nucleotide messenger RNA. RefSeq names its product ets homologous factor (gene EHF). NCBI's taxonomy places the organism in Eukaryota, Metazoa, Chordata, Aves, Apodiformes, Apodidae. The transcript has 9 exons. The record is from RefSeq and is a predicted model, not a curated record. Gene Ontology annotation, biological process: regulation of transcription by RNA polymerase II; cell differentiation. Gene Ontology annotation, cellular component: nucleus. The coding region runs from base 87 to 983 and encodes 298 amino acids. Gene Ontology annotation, molecular function: DNA-binding transcription factor activity, RNA polymerase II-specific; sequence-specific DNA binding.
GUUUACCCAACCUAUUGUUCUGUACACAGUUUUCCCACUACCUCAGCUAAGGAUUUCCACUUCAGAAUCUGCAGCUAAAUGAGAUCAUGAUUUUGGAAGGAACAGGCAGAAUGAGUAUCAAUUCAAGCAGCAAUCUACUUCACCAGCAGCCUUCCUGGACAGAUGGAUAUUCCACAGGCAAUGUGUCCAGCAACUUCUAUGGAACCCAAUGGCAUGAGAUACAUCCACAAUACUGGACUAAAUUUCAAGUUUGGGAGUGGCUGCAGCAUCUCCUUGAUACCAACCAACUGGAUGCUAAUUGCAUACCCUUCCAGGAGUUCGAUAUCAAUGGGGAGCAUCUGUGCAGUAUGAGCCUGCAGGAAUUCACUCAGGCAGCUGGGACAGCAGGGCAGCUGCUUUACAGCAACCUUCAGCACCUAAAAUGGAAUGGCCAGUGUGGAAGUGACAUGUACCAAUCUCAUAAUGUCAUUGUGAAGACAGAGCAAACAGAUCCAUCAUUAAUGUUGUCCUGGAAAGAGGAGAAUUACCUGUAUGACAGUGGCUAUGGUACCACAGUAGAGCUGUUGGACAGUAAAACUUUCUGUCGUGCUCAAAUUUCCAUGACAACACCUAGUCACCAGCCUCCUGAUUCUUCAGGUGUGAAAAAAUCACAAGAUCAUACCCCGAAGUCCCACACCAAAAAGCACAACCCUCGAGGAACUCAUCUUUGGGAAUUUAUUCGAGAUAUUCUUCUCAAUCCUGAGAAAAACCCAGGAUUGAUCAAGUGGGAAGACCGGUCAGAAGGUGUCUUCAGGUUUUUAAAAUCUGAAGCUGUGGCUCAGCUCUGGGGAAAGAAGAAAAACAACAGCAGCAUGACUUAUGAGAAACUCAGCCGGGCUAUGAGAUACUAUUAUAAAAGAGAAAUCCUGGAGCGAGUGGACGGUCGGAGAUUAGUGUAUAAAUUUGGAAAGAAUGCUCGUGGCUGGAGAGAAAAUGAAAAUUAAAUGUGUCAAGAAACAACACUGAACACUUGGGUGUAAAUAUUCAAAGACUAUUUUCUUAUAUUUAUGUAACAAACUGGGGUGAAAAAACAUUUCUGUUUCUGUCGGGAAGAAGGAACAUUAUCAUUAUGGGUGUUAAAAUGGUUUUAUUUGAAGUAUGUCCUGUAUGGGGGAAAAAAACGUGCACAGUAUUCUGUGCUAUAAGAUAACAUUAUAGAAUUUUUAAUCAUUUUUC